CGGAGCCCCGGAUUUCAAACAAAAGUCAGCCAAUUACUAACUUCUGGUUGCUAGGUGUGGCUGUCUCUCAAAUUCUAUAAAAUCAGAAGCCCACGGCGUCACUUGCAGUGUGAAACGUUUAGAGAAGAGUCUCUGCGUGGUUCUUUGGAAGAAGGUGGAAAAAAAGGAUAUUUCUCUAAAAAUGGCAAUGGUCUCAGAAUUCCUGAAGCAGGCCUGGUUUAUUGAAAAUGAAGAGCAGGAAUACAUUAAAACUGUGAAAGGAUCGAAAGGUGGUCCUGGGUCAGCAGUGAGCCCCUAUCCUAGCUUCGAUCCCUCCUUAGAUGUAGCUGCCUUGUAUAAAGCGAUAACUGUUAAAGGUGUGGACGAAGCAACCAUCAUUGAUAUCCUCACCAAGAGAAACAACGCGCAGCGUCAACAGAUCAAAGCAGCGUAUCUCCAGGAAAAAGGGAAGCCCCUGGAUGAAGCCCUGAAGAAAGCCCUUUCAGGUCACCUCGAGGAAGUUGCUUUGGCCCUGUUAAAAACUCCAGCUCAGUUCGAUGCUGAUGAACUUCGUGCAGCCAUGAAGGGCCUUGGAACUGAUGAAGAUACUCUGACUGAAAUUUUGGUAACAAGAACUAACAAAGAAAUCAGAGAAAUUAAUAGAGUCUAUAGAGAAGAACUGAAGAGAGAUCUGGCUAAAGACAUCACCUCAGACACAUCUGGAGAAUUCCGGAAUGCUUUGCUUUCCCUUGCUAAGGGUGACCGAUGUGACGAUCUUGGUAUGAAUAACGACUUGAUUGAUACAGAUGCCCGGGCCUUAUAUGAAGCAGGAGAAAAGAGAAAAGGGACAGAUGUGAAUGUGUUUGUUACCAUUCUUACUACCAGAAGCUAUCCCCAUCUCCGCAAAGUGUUUCAGAGGUACACCAAGUACAGUCAGCAUGACAUGAACAAAGUUCUGGACCUGGAGUUGAAAGGUGACAUCGAGAAAUGCUUAACAGCGAUUGUGAAAUGUGCCACAUGCACCCCGAUGUACUUUGCUGAGAAACUUCAUCAUGCCAUGAAGGGUGCUGGAACCCGGCAUAAGACGCUGAUCAGGAUUAUGGUUUCCCGUUCUGAAGUCGACAUGAAUGACAUCAAAGCAUGCUAUCAGAAGCUGUAUGGUGUCUCUCUUUGCCAAGCCAUUCUGGAUGAAACCAAAGGAGAUUAUGAAAAAAUCCUGGUGGCUCUCUGUGGAGGAAACUAAACAUUCCUUUGAUGAUCUCAAGCUUUUUGAUCAGAAGACUUUUUAAUCUUACCUUUUCAUUCCACAUCAUAGACUUAGAUAGGAAAGUUUCUUUGGCAGGAUUAAUGUCUAAGUGCUUUCUGGAAAAUAUAGCCUAUAAAUCAUUUUUUAUAUUACAACUCCAGAUAAUAAAGACAAGUUUUUUAAAAAUAUAUUUACCUAAAACUACAAAAACCUGUAAACAGGUUGUUCUGGUAAUGUUACCUGAGAAAAAUGUUUAUGCAGCAGAAAAUAAAGUGAUUUUACAGGACAA
Molecule: messenger RNA, 1514 nt
Organism: Manis pentadactyla (Chinese pangolin)
Lineage: Eukaryota; Metazoa; Chordata; Mammalia; Pholidota; Manidae
Gene: ANXA1
Product: annexin A1
Exons: 13
Coding region: 182-1222 (346 amino acids)
Biological process (GO): cellular response to hydrogen peroxide; neutrophil clearance; positive regulation of cell migration involved in sprouting angiogenesis
Cellular component (GO): plasma membrane; cytoplasm
Molecular function (GO): cadherin binding involved in cell-cell adhesion; calcium-dependent phospholipid binding; phospholipase A2 inhibitor activity
Source: RefSeq, a predicted model, not a curated record